Venustampulla echinocandica is the source of this 513-nucleotide messenger RNA. Its product is annotated as 60S ribosomal protein L27. The transcript has 4 exons. NCBI's taxonomy places the organism in Eukaryota, Fungi, Ascomycota, Leotiomycetes, Helotiales, Pleuroascaceae. Bases 1 to 513 code for a protein of 170 amino acids. Gene Ontology annotation, molecular function: structural constituent of ribosome. Gene Ontology annotation, biological process: translation. The record is from RefSeq and is a predicted model, not a curated record. Gene Ontology annotation, cellular component: ribosome; cytosolic large ribosomal subunit.
AUGAAGUUCCUCAAGGUUGGCCGUGUUGCCAUCAUCACCCGGGGCAGAUAUGCGGGAAAGAAGGUCGUUCUCAUCCAACCCCAAGAUAACGGCACCAAGUCGCACCCAUACCCUCACGCUUUGGUAGCCGGUAUCGAGCGCUACCCAUCGCAAGUAACCCGUCGUAUGUCGAAGGCCCGUCAAGCCAAGCGAAGCAAGGUCAAGCCAUUCAUCAAGGUCAUCAACUACAAUCACUUGAUGCCCACAAGAUACACGCUCGAGUUGGAGGGAUUGAAGGGUGUUAUUACGGGAGAUACAUUCAAGGAGGUUUCCCAGCGAGAGGAUGCGAAGAAGACCGUGAAGAAGGCCUUGGAGGAGAGAUACACGUCAGGAAAGAACAGAUGGUUCUUCACUCCUCUUAGUAUGCUCACCCCCGCCCCCAUAUCUCUCACAACUCAACUGGAGAUUUUGAGCGAUUCUUCUGCGUCACUGGGUCGGUCGGAAUGGGGUUACAUCAUGGCAUUAGUCGCAUAA